UAUGAAAUGAAUGACACCAGUGGAGUCGUUCAAGGUGCGUGUUAGCGUGGAUUUUGAUGAAAAUUAUAUUAUGAAGUAAAUUUUAACGAUAGAUUUGCUGAAAAUCCGGGCCUAAAAUGGAACAAAAACCGCAGUACGAUUUCGAUCGUAUCUGUCGAACUUGCAAAGGUGAAUCUACUGUUGUGAGAUCUGUUUUCGAAACCUAUGAAAAUGUAGACAGCACAACCCAUAUUCACGAGAUGCUAAUGGCUUGUGCGGCAGUCCAGGUUGGUUAUGAUGAUGGACUGCCUUCAUUCAUGUGUGAAAAAUGCGUUCAGAAAUUACAAGCAGCUUAUUUCUUUAAAAAACAGUGUGAAGCUACUGAUACUUCUCUUAGAGAAUAUGCCAAAACGAUGAAGGAAAAUGAUAUCAAACCAUCAGUAUCUGGUGAUGUGGAUCAGAAUAAUUAUAUUGAAAAAUUCAUAUUUGAAAACAGUGCGAAACCCAAAGAAGCUGAUCCAGAAGCCAAAACAGACUUCAUUGAACUACUAGACAAUAAUCAGAUGGUACUUACAUGUAGAGAAUGUGGAAAGGCUUUCACAACCUUGGAAGGUCUAAGAUGUCAUAAAAGGCUCCAUACAGGAGCACUCUUUAAAUGCAAAUAUUGUGAUAAAGAAUAUACACGCCAAAAUCAUUUACAGAGACAUGAAUUGUCACAUAAUAGGAGAAAAGUACAUGUUUGUAGGAUUUGCAGCAAAACAUUAACUAGACUGGAACAUUUGAAACGACAUUUGACUACUCAUCUAAAAGAAAAACCAUUUUCUUGUACAAGGUGCAAGAGAGGGUUCAACCGAUCUGAGCAUUUGGAGAAUCAUGUGGCUCGAUGUAAAGGGGAUCGGAUUCACAUUUGUGACAUAUGCAAUAAAGGUUUCAAUAGAGCAGACAGUUUGGAGGUUCAUAAGCUACUUCAUGAAAAUCAAAAGCCUGUUCUUCCUACUUUGGAAAAUUUAGAUAAUAUCGAAGAUCAUUAUUUUGAAAUUGAUUAUGAUGAUAACAAUGCCUUCUCAGAUGAUAAUUCAAAUGAAGUCGAUGAAUGCUUUGAACCACAUGUCGAAGUUACUGAGAGUUUGGAUGAAAAAUUAAGUGAAGACAUAACAAUUGGAGAUGAACAAGAAAACAACAUCCCCAAAGAAGAAGUUUCCGAUGAAAUGAAGAGUGAAGAAUUUGAAGCAACAAAUAUUGAAGAUACAUUAAAUCAUGACAUUUCCGAAGGAGAUACAAAAGAAAAUGAUACCGAUAAUGGAGAUUUAGAACAAAUUUUGAAAGAGGAAAAUCAGGGUUAUAGUGAUGAUAGGGAUUAUGAUUCGGAGGAAAACGGGGACAAACCGUCUAUUCAUGAUGAAGUUAUGAACCAUGAUGAUCCUGGUUCCGAUAGUGGCGGUUCGGAAUACACUCCACCCACAAAAACGAGAAAAAGAGGAAGACCUAGAAAACACCCCCCCAAAUCUCCGAAAGCUGCCAAAUCUCCUAGGGGCAAGAAAUCUUCCAAGAAGAUAAAAAAAGAAGACGAGGAAUAUGGGGAGUAUCCUUGUCCUGAUUGCCAGGAGAUAUUCCCAUUGAUGUCCGUCCUAGAAAAACACGCUUCAGAACUGCAUCCGGGGGUUAAGGUGUAUAAGUGUGAGGAGUGCGAAAAACGUUUCAGUCGGCCGAAUCAUUUGAAGCGCCAUUUACUAUCGCAUUCUGAGGAUAAACCGCAUGUGUGCGAAAUUUGCACAAAGUGCUUCAAUCGAAAAGACCAUCUGAAUCAACAUUUGAAGUUACAUUUGAAGUCUUCUGAUGAAAUGUGCGAUAUUUGUUUCAAGCCGUUCCACAGAGCCGAUCAUCUGGCCAAGCAUAAAGCUUCAAAACAUGGAAUUGGACCGAAGGUGACGAGUGAUAAGAGGUACGAGUGUGAUAUUUGUCAAAAAUCUUUCACAACCGAGAAAUACAGGGACGUGCACGUCAAGGGCCAUCAAGGAAUAAAGAAGUACCCCUGCAAGGUGUGCGAUAAAACGUUCUUGUCCAAAUCUCAUCUGAACGAACAUCAGAAGUUUCACAAUGAACAUUGCAAGAAGUUCCUCUGUUCCGAAUGUGGUCAGAGGUUCAUACGGAACGAUUAUUUGGUGAUACACAUGCGUAGACACAGAGGAGAAAAGCCGUUUAAGUGUAAAUAUUGUGGAAAAGGAUUCCCAAGAACAACGGAUCUGACCGUGCAUGAACGGUAUCACACUGGAGAAAAAACACAUCUAUGUACAAUUUGUGGCAGAGGUUUUGGAAGAGCAUACAAUUUGACUGUUCAUAUGAGGACACAUACCGGUGAAAAACCCUAUCAAUGUACGUAUUGUGAUGCAGCCUUCGCCCAAGGCAAUGAUUUGAAAGCACAUGUGCGAAGACAUACCGGAGAAAGGUUCCAGUGCGAAUUGUGUACAGAAAGUUUCCUUAUGGGUUACUUACUCACACAGCAUAAGCGUACUGUUCAUGGUUUGAAUGUAGUUAGUAAUAUAAGGCGUCUUCAACCGAUUAACAAGUUGAACCCUGAAGACCCCAAUGAACCUCCACCGAUUACAAUACCGUUGCCAAAACCUGUAAUUCCUGACAAUGUGCUGGGUAAUGUACAAACGACCAUGGCCACCUUGACACCUUUGGAAGUAUUGUCUUUUGCUCAACUACAACAUCAUAUGGUUCCAGAACAAUGAAUCAUGAUUCAAAAUUAAUGUAAAAGAGAACAUAUUUUGAGAUUGAGUCUCUCCAUCGUUUGUACAUAAUACUACAUCACAAGCACCAAGAUAUUGUACUAUUGUUCAUAUUAGAGGUAGAAGUCUAUAAUUUUUUCAAAGAGAGAUUUGAUGUCUCUUAUAUUCUCACUGUGUCUUUCAAAAUAUAAUUUCUUUAAUAUUUUUGUAGAUUCCAUAGAAAAUAGAACCUUAUCUUUAUUAUUAUGCCUUGUGUUCUAGAUUUUGUAAACUUCGAGCUGAGAACAGAUUUUUUUUUCAUUUUAAUUUCGAAAAGAUAGCAAAUAAUGAAUAUUUGUAAAUUUAAAACAUAUUGUUAUCAUUCCAUUUUUAUUUUAGUAUGAAUAUGAAAUAAUUUGAAACUCAGUUUUCUUUACUGAUAUGCAAUAUUGAUAGUUGAAUGGGUUUUACCAUGAACAAAAAUUCAACAAGUUUUUAUUGUUCGAUUUUAAUUUUUCAUGAAACUUUGUUCCUAUUUAGCAUACAGAACAUUAAGAAGACUAUUCUGGUUAUGUGCUUAAGAGUAAUUUGUUGAUUUUGAAUUUGAGUCAUGCUGAAACUUUUCAAGCCAUCAUAUCUGAUGUUCAUUUGUGGUAAUUCUAAUUCAAUAUUGGAUGGUCUGUACGAUAUUAUUGAAUUGUAUAUUUCAGAGUUAGCACUGAGCUUUUCUGUAAAAAGUUAAUUAGUUGUAAAUGUAAUUAAUAAUAAAUUUUAUCAGAAUUUAA
This is a messenger RNA of Harmonia axyridis, 3475 nucleotides long. RefSeq names its product zinc finger protein 492-like. Bases 117 to 2714 code for a protein of 865 amino acids. Gene Ontology annotation, molecular function: DNA-binding transcription factor activity; zinc ion binding; RNA polymerase II cis-regulatory region sequence-specific DNA binding. The transcript has 12 exons. Gene Ontology annotation, biological process: regulation of transcription by RNA polymerase II. Gene Ontology annotation, cellular component: nucleus. The record is from RefSeq and is a predicted model, not a curated record. Lineage: Eukaryota; Metazoa; Arthropoda; Insecta; Coleoptera; Coccinellidae.